CCGGCGUAGCCAUCUCGUACUAAUUUCGUAUUACUAUUUUAAUGAAAAAUUUUUUGUGCAUCUAAAAAGUAUCACAAUGCCAAUUUUUGGUAAAUUUAAGAAAAAGAAAACCGAAGAUGAAGGUUCUCGAUCUGGAUCUGAAUCGCUGUCUGACAACGCUAAAAGCAGUUCCGGUGAAAUACCAAAACGUCGUAUGUCGCGCUCGCUACGUAGCCACAUGGAGCGUGUUGAAAUGCUCGCUCGGCCCCAGUCGCGUCGGCUGCGCUCGCUCUGGGAUGAGAAGUGUGCCAUUCUGCCUGUGGACAGGAGGGACAAGAUAAAAAGUGCCCUAGAAGAGGAUUACUUUCUCAGUCCUGAGCAAACAGAGCAAUAUUUUCAAGCUCUGGGUCACCACAAGCGGUGGCCUGGUUUCGGUACGACGAUCAGCCGCAAGGAGCAAGCGGACUUAGAGAAGGAGCUUCGGCAACGAGAGAAGUGGCUUAUCAACUUUAGUGCACAGGUGGCGUAUCGGCUCUGCGACUACAUAGCUAAAGGGGAGAAAGAGAUGUUGGUGUCAAACAGAUUGAGGAGUAUUGCCGAUAUCGUUUUAGAAAGAGUUGCUGAUAUACUUGGUGAACCGAAGCCAUCUCGCUCUCACCCUGGCCGGUUGGCGCGCUUCAUGGUGGCGAUAUCAGACCGCAUCGCGGUAUGGAUAGAGAACGCGGUGUACCGAGCCAAUGCACUCGAGUGCCGCGAGUCGGAGGCCUUUGAUGACCACGUACGCCUCGACGUUGACCCCUCACUAGUGCGAUAGCUUACCAAGACAUUUUCAUGUGAGGUAAUCUUCGUUUUGUGCUUGGUGGCGCUGACUGCUGCCAACCCACAGCUUCUCACAUGGCCCGGCAUCGUGGCUCCUCUGGGUUCUAGAACCAUUGUUGCUGGUCCUACGGUUGUGAACGACGGGCUUUGGGGCGGUCGUGUUCUUUCGUCCGGAGUUAUCUCUGCUGGCUUGGUGUAAACACAGACGACAAGCAAAACGUUACAAGAAUAAUGAGCAAUAUAUUUCUACAUACAUAUGCAAUAUGAAAUAAACAAAAU
This is a messenger RNA of Papilio machaon (common yellow swallowtail), 1077 nucleotides long. RefSeq lists its product as uncharacterized. The transcript is spliced from 7 exons. The record is from RefSeq and is a predicted model, not a curated record. Bases 77 to 793 code for a protein of 238 amino acids. NCBI's taxonomy places the organism in Eukaryota, Metazoa, Arthropoda, Insecta, Lepidoptera, Papilionidae.